Molecule: messenger RNA, 1162 nt
Organism: Pyricularia grisea
Lineage: Eukaryota; Fungi; Ascomycota; Sordariomycetes; Magnaporthales; Pyriculariaceae
Exons: 3
Coding region: 396-638 (80 amino acids)
Source: RefSeq, a predicted model, not a curated record
GUCAAGAACGUCUUCUCGUAUGGUUUCGGUACUAGAUAUAUAUCCCGAGAAACCCAACUCACAAGAACAAGCUUAUCCCUCGUUCUGCAUCUCAUCAUCCACCUCGACGGUCCACAUUACUGUACAACAUAGCGUAUACCAUAUCUUUGUCCUUUGAUCCUAUCCAGACUGUCGGAUCCUCUACAUACAAAAAGUCUCUCUUUUCUUUCUUGAGACUUAACCUUGGCAACAAAAUCCUUUGCCUUGCACCACUCGCCAUUCGCGUCUGGCCGCGGCUAAUUUAAACGGCAAACUUCGUCCUAUAAGUAAAGCAACCAAACCUAACGACUUUUGUUUGGUCUUCGCAUCUUGAACCAACAAAUCUCAUCCCAUCUACACCACACAUCUCGGCUAAUAUGUGCACAUACCAAUAUAUGGACUAUAGCUGUGGUCACAGGAGGACCAUCGUCGCAGAGUGGUGUGGAAGGUAUAGGAACACCCUCCAGUCGCACAUCCGAUGUCGGCCAGAGAUACCCUACUACACCAGGAACGAUCAAAUAUGCUCUCAUUGCCACGAGCAGCUAAACCCAAGGAGUGUACCAUGGAUGCCCUCGCGUGAGGCGCGUGGCGGUUCUCGCAGUCCUCCUAGGGGCUUUUGAAAGCUCUAGAUCGAGAGACCAAACACAACAGAAAGAGGGGCGAAUUUUCAGCUCCUCCUAUCUUGUCUUCUUUUUUUUUUUUGUUCCUUCUCGUUUCUUCCCUAUUUCCUAAUGUGGAUAAUUAAGGGUGGGAAACAACAAAAGCACAGAACAAUCAUGGUGGCUCACGGCACAGGAUACCAAAAGAUUGCAUCAUCAGGCUGGAUCGAUUUCUUGUUUAUUUCUUUUUCGUUUUUUCCUGGUCUUUUUUAUGUUCUACCUCUCUUAUUUCUUCUUGUAUCAUGUACUUUUUUCCUUGCCUUUGGAAUUUCGCGAGGCGCAUGGAUUUUUGGACAAGCCUGGGAGCUUUGGAGUUUCUUGCUGUUUUUUUCACUGUACUUCUGUUCUGUCUUAAUCAGUUUCAAAUGGAAGAUACGCCAUCUCUUUGCUUGGACUUCAUAUCUGCGUCAUUUCUCUCUUCCAAACUACAUUUUCUGUUUUAAUUCCCCGCCAUGGUAACUAGCCUAAAAAAGAACACAGCGCGC